CGAGCCGUCGGACGGAGAUGGCGACGUCGACGGCGCCGGCGUCGGCCGCCGCGGCGUGGGCUCCGGCCGCUUCCUCCUCGACGUCGUCGUCCUCGUCGUCCAUGGUGCGUGUGGCGUCGUGGUCGCGUGGGAGCCCUGCGCCAAGAUUGGUUGCCGCCCCGUCCAUUGGCCGGCGUCCGCAAGUUGCACGAGCUGUUGCCGGCCUGAAUACAAUGGUCCAGUUGCCAUUAACCACUGGAAAUGUGGAGUCGGUUCUGGAUGAAGUGCGCCCGUAUCUGAUAGCAGAUGGAGGCGACGUCGCCUUGCACGAGAUCAACGGCAAUGUUGUGAGGUUGAAGCUGCAGGGAGCAUGUGGAUCGUGUCCGAGCUCAGUGACGACGAUGAAGAUGAGAAUUCAGCGACGCUUGAUGGAGAACAUACCAGAGAUCAGCGCGGUCGAACGUGUUGCAGAUAAGGAGAUGGGACUUAAGCUAAAUGAAGCAAAUGUUCAAAAGGUACUAGCUGAGAUUAGACCAUACCUUGCUGGCAAAGGAGGUGGCGAGCUCGAGCUCAUCAAGAUCGUUGGCCACGUUGUCAAGGUCCGCCUCACAGGCCGAGCUGCAGGCGUGAAGACUGUUCGAGUGGCGCUAACUCAGAAGCUCCGGGAGAAGAUCCCAUCCAUCGCAGCAAUCCGUGUAUUGUCAUAAUUUUUGUGGAUAUCUGUAUGUCAGCUCCUAAAGGAGCACAGCUACAGGACCUAUCAAGGAUAUGAUGUACAUGUGCUGUCUGAUCGUUGCUAUCAGGCAGUAGUAGCC
Sorghum bicolor (sorghum) is the source of this 794-nucleotide messenger RNA. Its product is annotated as nifU-like protein 1, chloroplastic. The transcript is spliced from 4 exons. Lineage: Eukaryota; Viridiplantae; Streptophyta; Magnoliopsida; Poales; Poaceae. Gene Ontology annotation, biological process: iron-sulfur cluster assembly. Gene Ontology annotation, cellular component: chloroplast stroma; mitochondrion. Gene Ontology annotation, molecular function: iron-sulfur cluster binding; iron ion binding. The coding region runs from base 18 to 686 and encodes 222 amino acids. The record is from RefSeq and is a predicted model, not a curated record.